GUAUCUGACUGUAAUCGGUGCGUGGAAACUCUUAUCCCUCGCUUUGCUAUUUCUGCUUCCGCCCAAAACCCUAGCUCAACCCUUUCACUUCCGGCCACCAAAACCCUUAUUCGCUUCUUCCUUUUCACGCCGAGCUUUUCUAUUCCGUGGUUCUCGUGAAUUUGCCUAGGAUGUCGGACGACGAGAGAGAAGAGCGAGAGUUGGAUCUCACUAGUCCUGAGGUCGUCACCAAGUACAAGAGCGCCGCCGAAAUCGUCAACAAGGCUCUGCAGUUGGUUUUGUCUGAAUGUAAGCCGAAAGCGAAGGUAGUUGACCUUUGUGAAAAAGGGGAUGCAUUCAUAAGAGAGCAAACUGGGAAUAUGUACAAGAAUGUGAAGAAGAAAAUUGAGAGGGGUGUUGCCUUUCCAACCUGCAUAUCACUGAACAAUACUGUUUGUCACUUCUCUCCACUGUCUGGGGAUGAAGUUGUAUUGGAAGAAGGUGAUAUGUUGAAGAUUGAUAUGGGAUGUCACAUAGAUGGGUUUAUUGCAGUAGUUGCGCACACACAUGUGCUUCAAGAAGGGCCUGUUACUGGUAGAGCUGCUGAUGUAAUUGCUGCUGCUAAUACUGCUGCUGAAGUGGCUCUGAGGCUUGUGAGGCCAGGAAAAAAGAACUCAGAUGUGACAGAGGCCAUACAGAAGGUUGCUGCAGCAUAUGAUUGCAAGAUUGUAGAGGGUGUUUUGAGUCAUCAAAUGAAGCAGUUUGUGAUUGAUGGAAACAAAGUUGUGUUGAGUCUAUCUAAUCCUGAAACUAGAGUAGAUGAUGCAGAAUUUGAAGAAAAUGAGGUUUAUUCCAUUGACAUUGUAACAAGCACUGGUGAUGGCAAGCCAAAACUCUUGGAUGAGAAACAAACAACAAUCUAUAAGAGAGCUGUGGAUAAAAGCUACAAUUUGAAGAUGAAAGCAUCUAGAUUCAUCUUUAGUGAGAUCAGCCAGAAGUUCCCAAUCAUGCCAUUUACGGCAAGGGAUUUGGAAGAGAAGAGGGCGCGUCUCGGACUGGUUGAAUGUGUCAACCAUGAUCUUUUACAGCCAUAUCCUGUUCUGCAUGAAAAGCCUGGUGAUUUGGUUGCUCACAUAAAAUUCACUGUUCUAUUGAUGCCCAAUGGAUCUGAUAGGGUUACAUCGCAUCCACUCCAGGAGCUUCAGGCUACUAAGACAAUAGACAAUGAACCUGAGAUUAAGGCUUGGCUAGCCCUUCCAACAAAGACAAAGAAGAAAGGCGGGGGGAAGAAAAAGAAAGGCAAGAAAGGGGAGAAGGCUGAGGAGUCAAGCCAGACUGAGGCAAUGGAGGAAGAUGCAAAUGGUGCCAAGUCGUAGUGAACUUGUUCGUUUAAUGUUGGUUUGGUAAUCUCUUUGGAAGAGUGUGUUGAGGUUCCCUGAUCAGCGAUGCUUAAACGAUGAGCUGAUUGUGCUUCCUUUGCAUAUGUGGGAUGGAUGCUUGUCAUCGUUACAAAUACACUUUGGAACGUUUCAUUGUUCUGUGGUUUAACUGCAAUGCUUUUAAGGUUUUUCUUUGUUUCUUUUCUCCCUUUUUUUUGAUGCUUGCUAUCCAAAUCUGAAGUAGGAUAUAGAUAGCAUUGCCUGACAAUGAGGAAUUUUUGAUUGGUAAGUGCAAGAAGUGCCGUUUGAAAUUUAUUGAUGGUCGUGUUGAA
Messenger RNA from Ipomoea nil (Japanese morning glory), 1690 nucleotides. Its product is annotated as ERBB-3 BINDING PROTEIN 1. NCBI's taxonomy places the organism in Eukaryota, Viridiplantae, Streptophyta, Magnoliopsida, Solanales, Convolvulaceae. The coding region runs from base 171 to 1355 and encodes 394 amino acids. The record is from RefSeq and is a predicted model, not a curated record. The transcript is spliced from 10 exons.